This is a messenger RNA of Closterium sp. Naga37s-1, 1740 nucleotides long. Lineage: Eukaryota; Viridiplantae; Streptophyta; Zygnematophyceae; Desmidiales; Closteriaceae. The record is from the annotation of a GenBank genome assembly.
AUGGAAGCUGGGACGCAGGCAGACACGAUGAUGUUAGAAGAAAACCGGCUGGUGCGGCACAAGGAGCCGAGAUGGGGACCGACGCAUCCUCGUGACGACCAAUCGAGCCCGAGUCGGAGGUACUUUCAGUUUGAGAAUGAAAUCGUCCUGCGUGGAUUCGAACGCGGAGACUGUAGCACUCACCAGCAGCCGCCCGACGAGGUUCGGUUCCUUUCCACAUUGGCGCACGCGCAAGUUGCGGCGCAGGACGCGGCGCAAGAGGCGCCAAACGCGCAAUGGGUCGCGCAAGUACCUCAAGGGGCGCGGCAAGACGGAAACAGCGGCGGAAGCGCUGGCGUCAUGCUCUUCGGAUGCAACAUUUCGAUUUCGCCGCCCGCAAGCCGCGAUUUCCAAAAUCCGUGCGGCACGGCGGAACAGACGGGACCCCUCGACAGUCUGGAACAACGGCGCGCUGGCAGAGCAGCAUCAUAUUCCCCCCACGAGACCGCCAUUUCGUCAAACCCUGCUUUGGGGCGCAGCGCCUCUGCAAGAAUAUUGACGCCUGCUGGCGGCAUGUCAAUCGACCACCGCGCGUAUGACGACGCCACGAAUGCCUCUCAGCUCCUCACUUCGAACUCCUUCCCCACCGCUCGAAUUCGCUCGCAACACAAUGCGGCCUACUACACACUAGCCACGGAAUCGGCAGCGGCGCAGCCGGGCGCUACACUCGCUUCUGCCAGCGCAUCGGCAAACCUUGGAUUUGCCGACGGGAUGUCUUCGCAUCCGUGGGGCGUCGCCGCAGCGAAUCGCACAUCGGCGGAAACAAACCCUGCGGAUCUGGCCUUUGUGCGACGCCUGCUAGAGACACACAUACGGGACGACGAUGCGACGUUGCGAAGCGCGACAGACCCCUCAAGACCUAAUCAUACACGCGAGACGUUUCAAGAGGCCGCGUCGCGCUCAGCGACGGAAUUCCGCGAAGACUUUACGGGCCGCGGCUGGAGCGGCGGAGCGCUCGACGAUGCCGUCCGUCGCGGCGCAGCGGAGAAAUCCCCGCCCGCCGAACGGUUCCGCUUGGUCGUGCAAGCGCUCCAGGAGGACCCGCCGCCGUUAAACCCAGAAUAUAGCGAAGGAGCAGCCAAUGCAGCAGCAGGAAGCAGUGGCUCUACGUUCGGCGGAUGGCCCUAUACCCCUGCCGCGCUUCAAGCCCUGCUUGCUCUGCACGCCGCCAACGCCGCGGCACCGCGCGCUGCGGCUACCGCGCCGCCGGGGGUCUGGGCGUCUGCGGAGGUAGCACUACCACGCCAUCCGCACGGUGCAACGAGCAUCGCCGCGCAAGGGGGACUGACCCUAAACCCCGCGAGUGCCAGGCUCGACCCGCUGGCGGACGUUCCCCUUGUGGUGGAAAGCGUCCGCAGGAUCGCUGCGCGGACGGCUGCAGGGGAAGCAGUGCCGCUGGGGUCCAGUCCCACGCGGCGGAAAGCAGGGAAUGAGGGCGGUGUUGCUAGUGCUAUGGGGGACGGAUCGACAAGUGCGACGGACCACCCCUUGCACAUCCCCUCUCCCCUUACCACCCCAUGGCCAUACUUGUUGGAGCCGUGUGAGCCGAUAGCAGCGUCGCCCGAGGCAGAGAAGGCCCAGAUGAGGCGGUUGGAUCCGAGGGUCACUCCUGCUGACCCGCUCAGUCCUGGUGAACCUGCCACGGCAGAGGAGAGGGCAGGUGCGGUGAUGGUUGUGGGGUUGGCCCAGAUAACGCGCUAG